AUGUAUAAAGUCCAUUGUAAGUCUGGUUAUGUCAAGAGUCUUUUCGUUUUGGCUUUUAACACUCUAUAUAUCUAUACGCAGGAAAACAACAGGACAGAGGUCACAGAGUUCCUUCUCUUAGGAUUUCAGGUCAGUCGAGGGUUAAGACUUUUCCUGUUCUGUCUGUUCCUUGUGGUUUAUUAUCUGAUAAUAUUUGGGAAUCUCCUGAUCAUCACCCUGGUGUCCACCAGCAAGAACCUCCACACCCCAAUGUACUUCUUCAUCUCACAUCUGUCCAUCAGUGACAUCUUGUUGACCACAGAUAUUGUCCCCAACAUGUUUCACAUCCUACUGAAUAAUGGGGGGACCAUGACUUUUAUUGGUUGCAUCGUUCAGUUAUAUUUCUUCUGCUCCUCAGGAACAUUUGAAUGUCUUCUCCUGGCUGUGAUGUCUUAUGACAGAUAUGUGGCCAUCUGUAAUCCUCUCCAUUACUCCUCUAUCAUGACAAGUGGACAUUGUGUUAUACUGACCGUCACCUGUUGGUUGUUUGGAUCUUUCGGUGUUUUGAUUUACAUCAUAAUAACAGCAAAACUUGACUUCUGUGGAUCAAACAUCAUUGACCAUUUCUUCUGUGACCUUGUCCCUUUACUAGAACUUUCCUGUUCUGACACCUUCAAUGUUCACUUGGUGAUGUAUUUAUUGAGUAUUCCAGUUGUCUUUAUUCCAUCUAUAAUCAUUAUAGUGUCUUAUAAUUAUAUAGUUUUAGCAAUCCUAAGGAUCCCAUCCAAUACUGGUAGACAGAAAGCCUUCUCCACCUGUAGCUCCCACCUCAUUGUGGUCUCCAUAUUCUAUGGGACAUUGCUCAGUGUUUAUAUGGUCCCAACAAAAGGCCGAACACUGACCAUGAGUAAAAUCCUCUCCCUGCUAUAUACUGUGUUUACUUCUAUGUUCAACCCUAUUAUAUACAGUCUGAGGAAUAAGGACAUUAGGAAAGCUGUACAGGAAACACUUCAUAAAUGGUUGAUUUGGUAA
Messenger RNA from Hyla sarda, 1011 nucleotides. RefSeq names its product olfactory receptor 1009-like. The record is from RefSeq and is a predicted model, not a curated record. Gene Ontology annotation, cellular component: membrane. NCBI's taxonomy places the organism in Eukaryota, Metazoa, Chordata, Amphibia, Anura, Hylidae. Bases 1 to 1011 code for a protein of 336 amino acids. Gene Ontology annotation, molecular function: olfactory receptor activity; G protein-coupled receptor activity. The transcript has a single exon. Gene Ontology annotation, biological process: G protein-coupled receptor signaling pathway.